AUGAUAAAGUGGCAAAACUGUGUUGUCCUUCGUUGGAUGGUGCUGAUGGUACUUGUAACAAAUAUCACGUGUUGGGAUGGUAUUUCCUCCAUCAAGUCCUUUUUUGAACCCAUCACGUGUAGAUUUGGAGGGGAGUGUUGUACAGAUGCGUACAUCAAACUGGAUAGAGAUGGCUUGCAGAGGUCCCUAGAAACACGGGUAUACGGCCAGCACUUGAGUCAAACAGCAAUACUCAAUCACUUUAGCGCCCAAGAUAGAAAUGUCUACACAACAAAAGCCCUGUCUCUCUCGUUCAACGGGGGAACAGGGACAGGUAAAAACCUUGUCAGCAGAAUUAUAGCUGAAAGCAUAUAUAGGAAGGGAAUGAAGAGCAAAUUCGUUCAUCUCAUCGCUUCAACAAAUGAAUUCCCUCAUCCGCAGAAGGUGAACGAGUAUAAGGAGGAACUAAAGGAGAAAAUAGAAAAGAGUGUAUCUAAAUGUGAACGCUCAAUGUUCAUAUUUGACGAGAUAGAUAAAAUGCCUGCCGGUCUCCUGGACGUGAUCAAGCCAUACCUCGACUUUUACGAAGACUUGAAUGGCGUUAACUACAGGAGAAGCACUUUCCUUUUUCUCAGUAACACAGGGAGUCGUGCCAUACAGCAAAGGACGAUAACCCAUUGGAGGGAGGGACUACCAAGAGAGCAGCUUCGGCUAGUAGAUAUGGAGAAGCUGAUCAUCAGACAAUCAGUGAACGAAAAGGGUAAGUUUAAAAGUGGACUAUGGCAUAGCGGUCUUCUCCUUCAUCAAAUGGUCUCCGCUCACAUCCCAUUUUUACCUUUAGAACGUAAACAUAUUCGCCAAUGCAUUAUCGACUGUCUCAUUGCACGAAAGUAUUUUCCAAAUCGUGACAAGGUAGUUGAUAGGGAUGUGCGUGAAAUUGCUUCUCAACUGUCAUACUAUCCAGAAAAGGAACAAUUAUUUUCAAUUACAGGGUGUAAACGAGUUUCGGACAAAGUGGAUUUCGUUAUGGCUGAUGACCUUUAUGAUAAAUACAAGGAACAAUUUAAUAUCUAG
Ylistrum balloti is the source of this 1053-nucleotide messenger RNA. RefSeq names its product torsin-1A-like. Lineage: Eukaryota; Metazoa; Mollusca; Bivalvia; Pectinida; Pectinidae. Gene Ontology annotation, biological process: cellular response to misfolded protein. The transcript has 5 exons. The record is from RefSeq and is a predicted model, not a curated record. Bases 1 to 1053 code for a protein of 350 amino acids. Gene Ontology annotation, molecular function: ATP binding; ATP hydrolysis activity.